Darwinula stevensoni is the source of this 540-nucleotide messenger RNA. NCBI's taxonomy places the organism in Eukaryota, Metazoa, Arthropoda, Ostracoda, Podocopida, Darwinulidae. The record is from the annotation of a GenBank genome assembly.
AUGAAAGGAAAGUCCAGGGUGGAUAGAGCUCCAAUAGGUACAUGCUCGCCUGGUUCUGGUUCAGACUUGGACUCUCCCGCCCAGCGUGCGUAUAAAAGCCUUUCUACCACCGUUCUUCACCGUCAGUCCAUCUCUGCUCUUACCUCCGAUCUUUUCUCCUUCGACAUGUCUCCCAUCAGCUUGCUGGGGUUGGCAGGAUGCCUCCUGGCCGUGAUGAGCGUGGUAUCAGGUCAAGGAUACAAUAAAGAUGGGUACUUUCAGUACGUGAAUGUGCCUGGACACAAGCAGUAUGAAUUUGGGUACAAAAGGGGGAAUCCCUAUCACAACACGGCUCGCUAUGAACAGACCAAGGGUCAUCGUUUCCGCACCAGGGCUGUCUGGAAGGACAAGGACGGGUAUGGGGAGCACUAUUGGGAAUACAAUCACGGACCGAAGAAGGGGUACAGCAGUGGAAGCAGUGGGAGCGGCAGUGGAAUCGGUUAUGGGAAGCAUCCCAAGGAACUCCCUCCCAUCUCCGGACCUGCUUACGGCAAGCCCUAA